AUUUUACGUGUGUAAGUUUCAAAGUGAAAUGAAUAAUCAAAGCAAUGGAAGAUAGCAAUGAAGAGAUUGAGCGCUGUCGCAGCGUUGGCCCGCAUGAAUUGGAGGCUGUAAAAAGUCAAGCCAUUAUCAAAUUAUCACCUGUACAUGUGCCAGCACACUUUAAGCGACUGGAAUGCAAUACAAACCUUAAUUUGCCACCACUUAAUUGGCUAACAACCUCACAAAGCAGCCAUGGACUACAUCAGGCCUUGUAUCAAAGUGGUGGCUUUGCAAGUUUUCGCCUGGGACAAAUGUUUCCCGAUUGUGUGGGUGAAGUGGAUGUGGUAUCGGAUGCCGAGAACAUAAAACAACUGCUAAAGCUGCCCUACACUGCCAAUAGUCCCAUUAGCAUGGUUGUGCACAAAGUGGGUAAUACGCUGCUGCUGGACGAGUUUGAUAUACAAAAGUAUUUGCUGCGUAAGGCGGAUGAUGAUUGGAAAUGGUUGCGCAGCUUUAUAUUGGAACAUAUACUUACCUAUGGCGAUGAGCAACACAAUUAUUGCCUGAAGGAGCGUUCCAGGGAAGCGCUGCAAACCAAGAACUUGCUUUCCAAGUUUCUCUAUCACAGUCUCAAGCAAACUGGAGAUGAGGAUAAGCAUAAGCCCACGCACCUAAGCAGCAUACGUCAAGAUUUGCCUUUGUUGGGCCCAGUGCUUCCAGAGCCCAAGAUUGAGGAAAAUGUACCGGAUCCAAAGUCAAGCCAUGCUUUCAAUCGCAAUGUAGUGUGGACUUUUGAGGAUAUACGCAUGCUAAUAGGUACAGAUAUGCCCAUAUUCGGUGGUCCCAAUCGUCCCUGUAUUAGUCUCCGCCUGCGCGAUGCUGCACAGCCCAUAAAUGUGCUCACCGGCAUAGACUAUUGGCUCGAUAAUCUCAUGUGCAAUGUGCCCGAGGUGGUUAUGUGCUAUCAUAUCGAUGGCAUUGUUCAAAAAUACGAAAUUAUCAAAACUGAAGAUUUGCCUUAUUUGGAAAACUCGCAAUUCUCACCCAAAGUGGUUCGAAAUGUUGCUCAGAAUAUACUAGCUUUUCUCAAAGCGAAUGCCACCAAGGCGGGGCACACCUAUUGGCUGUUUAAAGGGCGCAAUGAUGAUGUGGUAAAGCUAUAUGAUCUCACCACGCUCUGUCAACAGGAGCAGCAGGCGCGCGAGAAACCUGAUUGCCCAGCGCCGGAGCAGCAACAGCAAAUGAAUCCCUUUACUGUGCCCGUGGGCAUGUUACUUUAUUCGGUGGCACGCAAUAUGAAGAACACACUGGAGCAUAUAAGUCCCAAGACAGCGGGCAAUAUACGCGCUUUACUAGACAACUGCAUCAAGCUGCUACCUAAGGAACAAUAUCCACAAAUUGUUAGUUCCUCGCAUUAUAUAUUAUCCGACUUGCAUGUGCCUGCUGGCAUAGAUCCCAAGGCGCCUAAGUUUAAUGAAAGCCCCUCAACUUAUGAAGAUGAAGAAGACGAGGAUGAAGAGGAAGACUAUGAAGAAGAGCUAGCUUUUGACUUGCAGCAAGCAAAGAGCUAUCAAAGUGCUGAGCAAAGCGGCGGCAAAGCCAACGUAGCUGUGCGUCAUAUCUGCGAUGCUUUGCGGGAUUUCAAAUCGCAUACCAAACCAGCCAAGCCGGCGCCCUUAAUAGCCAGUACGCUGGAACGUUGCAACACCAGCUUGCAGCACAUCGCCGCAGGCAUAAGUUGUCUGCAGUAUUUCGAUGGCAAUCAGGAGGAGAAGUUGAAGAAAUCCGAGCUGUUGGCUAAGCAGGAGGAGAAACAACGCAUUUUACAUGAGGAGCAAAACCCGAACAUGGCCAAACCCUUUAAUGCCAUACCACUACCCUAUGAGCAACUAAAGCUGCCACAGCCACACGCACCUGUGCCUCAUCCCAGCAAGAAGGCGCUGAAAGGCAAAAGCAAACGCAGUAAAUCAAAGGAACUAGCCAAACCUACACAAAAGCUUAGCGCCAACUUUAACUCGCAACACUUUGGCAGCUGGAAUGUGCAUCUAAAGCUCUUGCUCUUGGAGAAGGCGUGUCUCACCUAUGCUACGCUAGCAGAGCAUCAUUAUGAAGUGCAAGCCUAUGGCGCUACUUUACGCGCCAUUGAGCUUGCCUAUCGCUGCCAGCAGGUGCUCAACAAGUACAUGGCCAAUGCGGUUUCACAGCAGAGCUGUCUGCUAGGACGUGGCGGUGAUUCAUGCUUUCAAAUGACCAAGCAUUGGAAGCACAUAGAAGAGUACAUGCAGCAGUAUCAGCAAAUGGACGAAAGCACGCAAUUAAUAGCAGAGGAACUAGCCAUGGAGCUCGAAGAAUUAGAGCUGCCAGCGUUUGCUCCAUUGAAGAAUGUGGAACAGGUUAUGCUGCAAAGUUGCAAAUGCUAUGAACUGGCUUUGGAGCAUGCGCAAAGCAUUGAAAGCAAUGAGCUCCUAAGACGCUUGGGGAAUGUGCGCAAUGAGUUGGGCUUAAAGUACAUGUACUCAGCGCAAGAGGAGUACAGUCAGCUUAAAAGUAAAAAGGAUGACGCAGAUAAAACCAGCACAGAACCCAUGUAUGUCACAUUAACCGUCAAGUCUUAUGAUUGCCUUAUGCGUGGCAUUGAAGCCUUCACUGCCUGCCAGGAUAGUGUUAAUUUAGCCUUUCUUUACUGCAACAUGGGGAGAUUUAUGAGGCUGCGCGCGCAUCUGGCAUUGCCAAACGAAGAUGUAAUUGCAUUGGACACACAAAAAAACUUUUACCAAGAGGCCUUUAACUAUUAUGAGAAAGCCAAGGACUGCCUGGACACACGUAAAGCCAAUGCAGAGCUUUGGGAUUUGGUGCAGUGGGAGCUGUCGACAGCGACUUUUACCUUGGCCAAGCAGCUGCAGGACUUUAGCACUGCAGACAAGUCUAGUUUAGCUGAGGCCUCCAAGGAGGUGUUGGACUUGCUGCAGAAAUCUUUGCGUCUAUGCGAUGUCGAACAUGCGGGUGCCCGUCAAGUGUUAUAUAGCUUUCGAUCGGGUUUGAUACACAAGCGCAUCGCCAGCUUUCACUAUGCACAGCUGCGUGCCUUGGGCGCUUGUGAGUUGACGCAGUUGCCCAAAGCGAUGGUGCAACUUUGCAAAUCGCAUUAUGAGAAAGCAACCAACAUACUUGAGAGCCUUAAGGAAGUGCGUGAACUACUGAUAGUGCAACUAGAGCGCAUAUCACUGCAUGAAUUUUUAGCUGAGGUUUCAACACAUGCUGCUCAAAAGUUAAAGCAAAUGCAAAUGGCUUUAGAUAUUUGCUUGCAGUGCCAACCUAUAUUUGAGACUAAUAAUAAUAGUUCGAAUGGAGACGAUGAUGAAUUCGCUGCACAUUUGACGCUCUAUGAGAGCCGUUUGCAGAAUGCGUUAAAAACGCUUAUCAAGCUGCUGUUAACCACCGGCAAGGAUCCCAAGCAGCUGUCGGCAUUGUACAAGCGCAUGUAUAUGGAAACCUUGACUGGGAAACAUGGCAUAGGCGCACAGCAAUCGGCAGCAGCAGAAGCAGCAACCAUUGCAUCUAUAGCACAAGCACAACAUUUGCACACGCUGCUAAGCCGGCUGAACGCUAUGUGCAAUGCUCAGCUGGCCAACGACUAGUCUGACAAUAGUACGUGUCAAUAACUUAAUUUCAAAUUAUGCAUCUGUAUGGGUGUAUUUUUUUUAUUGCUGAUCAUUUAACCACGCCUCUGGCAACCACAAUCGCUGGCCAAUUGCUCGUCAUUGCAUUCAGCAGCAGCAGCAGCAGCAGCAAUCAACAUUGCAGCCAGCGCCAACCACACAGUUGCUUGGAACAACUGAAAAAGGAAAUCAGUUAACAGUGCUUCAAUGCUUAUGUUAAAUUUGAAAUCUCUUACCUUUACGCUCAGCUUAGGCAUUUUAUAAACAGCUUUGUAGCUCGGCCUCCGGUGCGGCUCUUUAUAAAGUCUCUUGGCACGUGACGCACAUCAAGAUUAUCAAGUUGCUGGUGUCGCUGCUACUGCUAUACACAUCUGUGCUCUCUCAGGUUAACAGUUGCUCUUUUAACUAUUGUGCUAAUCGCGCCUAGAGUUGUGAGAGAUGCCUCAACAUUCUUAGCAUAUAUUUCCUUAUACUUAUGAAGUUUACCUAUGAAAUAAUUAGUAAUUUAAGCUUUGUGCUUAUAACUUGAAUAUGUUGUAAUGCUUGCUUAAUUUUUAAGAACAAUCUCCAGAUACAUAUUUAUAAGUAAAUGCAUUGUAUGAAUUUUGUUAAUAAACCUAAACCAUUGAGUUUCAAUAGACUUUUAAUUACGUUCUGUCAAUGUC
This is a messenger RNA of Drosophila busckii, 4303 nucleotides long. Its product is annotated as erythroid differentiation-related factor 1. The transcript is spliced from 6 exons. Bases 45 to 3617 code for a protein of 1190 amino acids. Gene Ontology annotation, biological process: positive regulation of DNA-templated transcription. Lineage: Eukaryota; Metazoa; Arthropoda; Insecta; Diptera; Drosophilidae. The record is from RefSeq and is a predicted model, not a curated record.